AUGCUCUCCCCCUCCAUCUCCCCCAUCUCCUCCGCCUCGCACCUGCAAGCCACCACGGUCUCUCUCCGAGUGCUCUCAGCGUGCGUCAUCACAGCAGGGCCUCUGCGCACGGCGCACCACAUCCUGGACCCGGCCUUCUCUGCACGCCUCACCACGGCCAUCUCUCUCCAUCUGCCCUUUGCUCCCGGCAGCCCCCACACGCUCGAGUCCUCUCCUGCUCCUGCCCUCGCCCUUCCACCACUGCUCGGCUCAGCUUCUGCGUCAGGUGAAUCCGCAGGUGUUGUGCCACCCAGCCCAGGUGUUCCAUCAGGGCUACGCUCUGCAGCUACAGGAGAGGAGAGCGAGGAGGAGCGAUGGCAACGGUGGUUCUGGGCGGUAUUGGAUCAUCACGAGGGGCGGCACAACCUGAAUGGAUCAUCUGACCUCAGUGGAGCGACAGAGCACUCAGUGCGUGUGCUGCAAGGGGCUCUAGCUGUUGAUGCAACUGAACCUUCUCUCCUCUGGUUCUGCUGCUUCCUUCGAGUUCUUGCUCGCCUUGCUGCUGCUGCUGACGCCGCUGAUACUGGAGGUGUUGGUGUUGGUGGUGCGCUGAUGGCAUGGCAGCAGCCAAUGGGGGCCCUUCCCGCCCUUUUCCAGCCACUCUUGGAAGGUCUACGAGAGGCUGUGGGAAGAAUCGGGGAGGAGAGGCGGAGGGAGAGGAGGCGAGCCCGGGCGUUGAAGAAAGAAAGGGUGGAUGUGGAGGGGAUGGGAAAAGGAGUUGAGGGAGGGAAGAGGGGACAGGCGGGCAAGAGGCAAGGGAAGGAGGAGGGGGGGCGAAGGAAAGUGAGGGGGAGGAGUAAAGAGGAUGGGGAGAAGCAUGGGGCGGAAAGGAAGGAGGGAGAGGAAAGGAAUGAGGGAGAGCAGGACCUUUCAGGGCAGGUUUCUGCUGCCCGGGCAGCUUCAUCUUUUCUGUUGGCACUGAGCGAAGCUCUUGCUGGCAUCAGUGGCGAGCCGUGGGAUCCCCCUUUCGGGGGCGAGGAAGUGGAGGUGGGAAGUGGAACAGUGCCGGUGGAGGAGAAGAGGGAGGAAGAGGAGGAGAAAGCUCAGCAGCUCAAGGCAGUGGCGCAAAGGGAGGACAGGUGGCAUGCGGUGAUUGGUCCGGUGGUGCAGUCAGUGCUGGGCGAGCUGCUGAACGACAACCUGUGGGAGCUGCCUGUGGAUGUCACGCAGGGGGGGAAGAGAGCGGUGCAGAGCGGUGCUGUGGGGGAUUGGAUGGAUGAGGAGGAGCGGAGGGGGUUGAUGCGCAGGCUCAACGAGAACGCCAACCUGCAAGCGUUUAUCUUCUCAUCUUCCCCUGUGCUCUUACCUUUCUCUCCUCCCCUUCUCACAACAGGUGCUCCUCCUCUCUCUCGCAGCAGCGCUCUCAGCUCUCGGCCAAUCACAUGCCACAAACUCCGGUGCGCUGCGUCGUGCUUUCCCUCCUCUGCUGCGCUCGCUCGCCUCGCCCCACGCCCGCGCCUCCUCCGCUGCUUCACAUGCCCUCUCCUCCAUCAGCCGUUCAUUUGGGUACCCCUCGGUACGUCAUCUGCUACCUCUCUUCUUCCUAGCACUGCCCGUUCUCCUUCCCGUCACCCUCUCGUCGUUGCCGCUGCUGCAGCCCACACCAUCACCACGCUGGUGUGCGAUGUUCUCAUGCCUGUCGCUGUGUGUGUCUCCUCUUCACAUCUCCCUCCUCCCAUGCAGGUAUCGGCGUUGGUAGCAGGCAACACGGACUAUGCCGUUGCCACCGUGCCUGCACUCGUAGCGGCCAACAUGGACUAUGCCAUUGCCACAGUGUGCGCUGGCCUCUCCACCCUGCACUGCCACCCCUCCGCACCCCGCCUCCUGCUCGCCCUCAUGCACCUCCUGCCCCUCGUGCCCGCCACCCCUGCAAUCCCUGUGGCGCCUGUCGGCCCUGCACUGCCUGUGGAGCAUGCAGCAGCAGCAGCAGCGUCAGCGGUGCCAGCAUCAGCGACAGCGGCGUCGGUGUUGCCAUCGGCGUUUGAGAGCAUGCUGCCUCUGAUCAUCCACCCGAUUCGCUCUGUCCUGGCCUCACUGCAAAUCACCGCUCGGUUGCAGCACGCCCCCCACAUAGUCACACUCGUUCAGGUGCUCCGUGUGCUGAUGUCAGCUUGUGCCGUCUCCACAUCAGCAAAGCGCGCCGACGCCGAAGCUGCAGCUUCGGCAGCAAUAGCUGUGCUCUGGAGGGAGGAGCGGGCCCGGCGCAAGCAGCUUCGGAAGCUGAGGCGAGCCAAGGAGGGAUGUGGUGCCGUGCGAGCCUUCUUCACCCGCCGCAUGCGCGCUGCUGCUGCUGCCGUGCGUGAAGAGGGGACUCUGAGCGGGGCGGAGGCAGCGGAGGGGAAGGAGGAGGAGGAGGAGGAGGAGGACGAGGUGUUGAAGGAGCAGGAGAGGGAGGGAGAGGGGAAUUCGAGUGAUGAGGAGUGGGACAAGUUGAAGUCCGAUACAGAUUCAGAGGGAGGUGACAAGGAUGAGACACGGGAAGGGGGGAAUGCGGCUGGGUUGUCAAGCAGGAGCGAGGGCAGGGAGGAGAGUGAGCAGUGGAGCGUGCGCCAUGCGUUGAACCAUCUGGCAGAUCGCACGAGAGUGGUGGCCAUGCAGGCACAGCUGGCAGCCGCCUGCCUGGAGGCCUGUGGGCCGCUCAUGGCCAGUCGCGACGCUGAGCUGGCGCUGCUCGCUGCUGACGUGGUGCAGGCGUCGGUGGCCGCCAUGUCAGCAGCUGAUGUGGCGCAGCGUGCGAGGGCCAAUGAGCUGGAGGCAGUGAGGGAGGUGGUUCGGUUGAGAGUGAAACGAGCUAAGACACACCUCACUGUUCUGCAGGACUCAGGCUUGAGUACAGAUCCGGCCAUAGGUUUGGGAGCAGGUUUGGGUGGAGGUCCGGGCAGCGGUUUGCUGGACUGGUUGGAGGAUGAUGUGGCAGGGCUACGAGCUGACCUGGCAUCUCUCCAGGAUGACGUGGCAGCCAUGCAUGACACAGAGGAUGCUCUCAAGGUGGCGGAUGCUGUGAGGGACGAGACCAAUUGGCUGCUGCCACGUGUGCACAUGAUCUGGCCCCACGCUGUCUCUGGCCUCAAGAGGAGCCACCCUGCACUCAUCAUCUCAUCCAUCCACGUCAUCACAGCCCUCUCCACAACCAAGAGCACGUCGCGCUCCUCCGCAGCAGCCAUGGCGGUACCGCUGGUUCGCACUACAAGCGCGGACUCCCCUCUCCGCGCACCGGCAUGCAACCACGACUCGCCCUUCCCGCUCCCCGACGACGACUGUCUCGAUGUUCCCACCGUCCUCGUCGUCUUACCCGACGGCUCCGUGCGACUCUACGACACUCCUCGCCUGACCGUGUGCGACGUGCUGUGCGACUACCCGAGCCACGCGCUGUCGUGCACGUCCGCGGGCCCCCUGCUCCAGCAGCAGCGGGUCCUCAACCUCAACGCCACCUACUACCUCCGCCAAGUCUCCCCGCCCGCGGCGGUGGCGGCGGAGGCUCCUUCCGCGAGCGUCGUCUCGUUGGUGGAUCUCCAAUGCGGGUCGUUCGCCUGUGCACACUCCCCGCACGACACGGGGGGAUGUCCCAAGGAGGCUCUUGACGCAUCGUUUGAUGCGCCUGGAGAGGAGUUUAAAAUGGCGCGGUCCGCCUCCGCGCGGAACCUCGAGCAGAAUCGCGCGCGUUGGGAACACGUGGCGGAGCGGAGGACAUCCAGCUGGGACUCUGCGGAUCCUGAGCCACGUCGGCACGACGUCAGCGACGGCAUCAUCCGAGCCAGUCGCAUAAAUCCAAUUCUGGCCGAGUUAGAAACGCUGGAAGACGAUGGCGAAGUUCCUCCCACGCCCUCGACGGAAUCCGUAAAAUUGUCGUCCCCGACGGCCAGCACGAAACGGACGCUGGUGGGAAAGCUGGUGCGCUUCAAGCUGCCCAUCGGGCGGCGCAGCAGCAGCUGUUCCGAUCAAACCUCACCUGUCGGAUUCCGCGCUGAAAAUACGCGCGUGAGCCCCAGAACUCCGCGCUCACCGUGCCCCGUCAUCCCCAAGAGCCCGCGCUUCAAACCUUCAGGCACAGCUGCUGCGAACACUUCGGUGCAACACGAAUUAAGCGACACGGAUAUCGCAAGCCAUGGCGGCUGGGGUGACAAUCUCCCGAAGGCGAGCGGGCAUUCCCAAGGGGGAGAGUGGGUGGACGUGAGCUGCAACGUGUUCAUGACUGACACGCGGAUCGUCCGCCGCGCGGUCAUGCGCGUUAACCCUGCGGGGACGACGAGCGGGGGAGCACGCAACACGCCGCCUCUGAUUCAGAGAAACUCAUCCGACUCUGCAUUGGCUGGCGGUUCGAGGGCUGUAACACCAACGUGGUUGAAGAACGGAAACUACACUCAGCAGUUUCCUCUGCCUGUGGUGGCGCCAAGGCAGUCACGGCACAGCGCAGAUUUUAUUUCAUCAACUGAAAGAUGCUUCACCAGCCCCCUGCUUCAUCGGAUGUUGGAGAUAUGA
Molecule: messenger RNA, 4518 nt
Organism: Closterium sp. Yama58-4
Lineage: Eukaryota; Viridiplantae; Streptophyta; Zygnematophyceae; Desmidiales; Closteriaceae
Source: the annotation of a GenBank genome assembly